Silurus meridionalis is the source of this 2497-nucleotide messenger RNA. RefSeq lists its product as uncharacterized. The record is from RefSeq and is a predicted model, not a curated record. The transcript is spliced from 2 exons. NCBI's taxonomy places the organism in Eukaryota, Metazoa, Chordata, Actinopteri, Siluriformes, Siluridae. Bases 249 to 1541 code for a protein of 430 amino acids.
GACGUUGCAUUUUGAGAUUUUCAACUGGCGGUGUUUCUCUGAAACAGAAAUAGGGAGCAACGUGCAAACCGCGACAACCUUCUGACUUUAUAAUUUUCUUCACGAAGUCUGUCAGGAAGCACAGGAACUGUUCAGUUAACAGCAUUACAGAUUCACAUCGGCCUUCUGCAUCAGAGACACUGUCAGUGACAUCAGAGCAGUGUCCUGCUGACCUGCAUUCAAAUACAGGUGAGUCUGAAGUAAGUGAAAUGGGCUCAUUUCAAAAUUUUGAUGAUUUGUAUUUAAGAAAUGUGAGCCUAUUUUAUAUGAAAUUACAAGGACAGUUUCUUCUUCCAGCUUCUACAAUACAAAAUAUUGUAGAUGAGAUGCAAAAUAUUCAUGAAUUGGGACAGACAUAUACUUUUAGUAAGCUACAUUCACUUUUGCAGAAUUUGUCAUUACCUAAUGAGACUAUUUCUCAAAUAUUUGCUACUGUGAAGGAAUCAGACUUGUUUUCUGUGUGUCAUAAAGGACCAAUGCGAACAGAGUAUUCAAGGAGUCAGACCUUUAAAAAAGUGUUUAAAUACGUUGAACCAAAAAGAAUACUUUUAGGUAGAGAUGAGAAUCGGACAGAGCAAUUUGCAUACUAUGUACCUGUGAAAGACUCAUUGACGUGUCUGCUGAAUUCAGAUUUUGGGAGGAAGUUGCACCUGCCUGAAAAAAACCUUGCUGAUGUACUUUGUGAUUGCUCAGAUGGCCAAAUACUGAAGUGCAGGAAUUUCUCUCAAGACAUCCCAAACCUCCAGCUACUGCUCUAUCAGGAUGCUUUUGAGGUGGUUAACCCUUUAGGGUCUGCACGAAAAAAACACAAAAUUUUGGCUGUAUACCUUUCUCUUGACAAUUUGCCAGUUCAUCUCAGGUCAAACACAGAACAUGUGCAGUUGGUUAUGCUGUGCAGAGAAAAAGACUUUAAAGACUUUGGCCAUGAAAGUGUUUUCUCAGAGCUAGUAACAGACCUGAAAGACGUUGAGGAAAAUGGAAUUGCUUUGUCAGAUCAAUCUAGCAUAAAAGGCACACUUUACUGCAUUUCAGGAGACAAUUUGGGAUCCCACUGCAUUGGUGGAUUCACUGAAAAUUUUAGUCAGUCAAGCUAUUUUUGCAGGUACUGUCUAAUUACUAAAGAAGAAUUUCAGGGUGUUGACCCAAAUUUUUGUGGUCCACUGCGCACUGUUGAAAACUACAGUGCUGUUGUUAACCAAUUACAGACCGAAAAUGAAACAGUUAAAGGCAUUAAGUUUGAUUCAGUUUUCAACUCUUUGAAGAACUUUAAAGUUUGCCAACCUGGCUUGCCACCAUGCCUUGGUCACGACAUUUUUGAAGGCGUGUUUUCUUACGAUGUUGCUCUUUACAUCAAAUAUUUUGUUAAAAAUAAGUGGUUCACGUACCCAAUUCUUAACCGUCGAAUCAGGCAGUUCAAAUACAAUGGUUCUGAUGCAUUCACAAAACCUUGUGAGUUAAAUUCUCAUGGAGCUAAGCUAGCUGGUCAGGCCAUUCAAAAUUAGAAUUUCUUACGUCUUCUACCUGUAAUACUUGGUAAUAGAGUUGUGGAUCCUGCAGAUGAGGUUUGGCAAUUAACUCUUCAACUAAAGGACAUUGUUGAUCUGAUUUGCGCUCAGAAGAUUUCAGUGUCACAGGUUGCAUAUUUGGAUGUUCUCAUCCAAGAAUACCUGGAGUCUAGAAAAGCAGCCUUUCCAGAAGUGAAUCUAAAACCAAAACAUCACUACCUUCGACACUAUCCAGGUCUGAUACUCAAAUUUGGUCCAUUGAUCCGAUUAUGGACAAUGAGAUUUGAAAGUAAACACAGUUACUUCAAAAGAUGUACCAGACAUCUCAAGAAUUUUAAAAAUGUGUGUCGCACCCUUUCUGAAAGGCAUCAGUUGUUUAAGGCCUAUUUGGCAUCUGGAUCUUGUCCCCCAUUCUUACAACUGAAAGAUAGUUCUCCGUUUUAUUCUGAGCUUUACAGUGAAACUGUCAAAGAUGCAGUCAGUCCAUUCAGAUUUAGUGAAACACAAACAAGGGUUUCUUCAGAAAUACAGUAUAAAGAAACUGUGUUCAAAAAGGGCCAACUGUUUGUCAUUAGUAAUGAGGAGACAGUGGACUUUGGUGAAAUUAUGCUCAUGUUCAUCACAGAGGAGCAUGUUGAUUUGCUGACCAGGGUGUUCAUAGCAGAUUUUCUUCCUGACUAUCAUUUGUAUUCCCUAAGAAACACCAGUGAAAGGGUUCAGUGUCUGAACAUUGACCACUUGCCUGAUUAUUACCCACUGUCAUCUUACAUUUUGCAAGGUUGUAGGGUAGUUCCACUGAAACACAGCAUAGUGUCUCAUUAGAUCAAUGGAAGCUUGCAUAGUUGUAACACUGGAUUGUAUUGAUAAAACUAAACUAGUUUUAAACUAAAAUAGUGCAAUUCAAACCGAUAUUUUUGCAUCAUAUUUUACUUUCUGUUGUUUGCACAGCUCAA